GGCGGUGGAGACCGGAGCCGCCGCAGCCGCCAUGGGCACGGUGCCGCAGCGCCUGCAGCGCUUCCUCGAUCGGCCCGGCCCGCUCGGGGACCUCCUGGGCCGCCUGGAGGCCCGCACCGGCGUCCGGCGGCUCUACCUGGCCACAGGCUCUGCGGGGUUCCUGGGGCUCUACCUCGUGUUCGGCUACGGCGCUUCACUGCUCUGCAACCUCAUUGGCUUCGCCUACCCUGCAUACGUCUCCAUCAAAGCCAUCGAGAGCUCCAGCAAGGAGGAUGACACCACGUGGCUGACGUACUGGGUGGUGUAUGGCGUCUUCAGCGUAGCCGAGUUCUUCUCUGACAUCUUCCUCUACUGGUUCCCCUUCUACUAUGCUGGGAAGUGCCUGUUCUUGCUGUGGUGCAUGGCCCCCGUGCCCUGGAACGGGUCACGGGUGCUCUACCAGAACAUCAUCCGGCCCUGGUUCCUCAGGCAUCACCGGACCGUGGACACUGUGCUGGGCAACCUCAGCACCAAAGCCCUGGAUGCAGCCUCCAGUGUCACCAGAGAAGCCUCCGGAGCAGCCCUGACCCUGGCGAAGGAAGCGGAGAAGAGGAAAUGAGAGGCAUCACGACCCCGACCGAGCCCCACGGCUGUUGCUUCCCCCCCCUCCCCAAUAAACCGCCGGGGGUCC
Neopsephotus bourkii (Bourke's parrot) is the source of this 670-nucleotide messenger RNA. RefSeq names its product receptor accessory protein 6 (gene REEP6). The record is from RefSeq and is a predicted model, not a curated record. NCBI's taxonomy places the organism in Eukaryota, Metazoa, Chordata, Aves, Psittaciformes, Psittacidae. The coding region runs from base 32 to 598 and encodes 188 amino acids. The transcript is spliced from 5 exons.